UCCGCCCUUUUACGCCUUGACGUAUUCAUUAUUUUCUCUUUCAUCCGGUGCCAAUUGAAUGAUGGCUGGUGACAGAUCCUGAUCACAAGCGCCUUUACUUGGCAGCAGCCAUCGGAACUCGAUUACUCCUAGCUUCUCUACGUUUCUAACUCAGAGUCUUCUCUUCAAUAAUUGAUUUGCCAGGUUUUUUUCUUUUUUUUCUUUUUGCCAUCCGUUCCCGGAAGAAGUUUAGCACAGGCAACCCCCGGCGGCAAUUCGGAAACAGCUCGGCAGCACGCGAAAACGAAAGCCGAUGCUGGAAUAAGGUCGACUCAAAGAGGGCCGGCAUCACGCGGGCCGGCAGCAGCAGCUCUUCCAUUUCUUUUGUCUACAGCGUCAGCUGACGUUGUUGUUGUUGUUGUUGGUCGUCGUGACUGUGAAUAAGCCGAUUAAGACAGAGUGUGCGCGUACGAGUCGUCGUCGUCGUCGUCGGGAGUUUUAUAAUCACGACCGGAGAGUGGGGGGAGUUGAUGGUCUGCAUGUGGAUCCUAUACCGCCCUCCUUCCUUCCUUUCCCCCCGUGGUUUAUUGAUCCAGCGUCGAAUGGCGUCUGCUACUCUUUUAUGAGUUUUACUAUCGACGUCUUCUUUCCCCCCUUCGAAAUUCCUUUUUCUUUUCUUUCCUCGAUUCUUUCGUUGGUUGUUGCCAACAAAGUUCAAGCUGGGAUCGUCGGCGGAUGCCGAACCCAUCGACUAGUACACUCCUACCCUUCCGUCCGCGUGAGCGUGAGCGUGAGCCAGAAAGCGCAGCGCCACCGCACUGACUCUCUCUCUCUUUCUUCUUUUUCUUGUUGGCCGUUUUCCGUGUCGAUAGCAUUUUUCGUCGGUAUUCUCCCGGUCCGGCAGACAGGCGUCUCUACCAUCGGGCCGUCUAUCGACUCGGCUGCUACCGCGCCUUUCAGCUGUCUGCUGCUGUUUCUCUCUCUCUUUCCCUCCCCGUUGGACUGUUGGCUGUCGGCUGGAUACAGCGCGGAAGCGGAAUUGUGCAGUGCCGGCAGAGCGACCGGCUUGUGUUGCUGUGCGCUGCUCUGUGGACGGGACACAACAGAGGAGUGACGCGAUUCCGAUCAGGAUCCCCUUUUCAAACGUCUCUCUCUUUUAUUUCUUUCUUUCUUUCUUGUUUUCCUCUCGUUGGAUGUGAUUGUGAUUGUGUGCUGCCCGUGAUUGUGUGUUUUUGAGGUGAUAAAACGGACAGAUUCAGUGACAGGACUCGUCUGGAAACGUCGGCGAUGGAUUCGUUGAACGGAUGCGCUCAUCAUCGGGAGACGACAGAUCGCAAUGGAAUCGAUGACAUCAGUAACGGCCAUGGGAAAAGGCCAGCCGGUCGGCGUUUACUCAAAUGGACCCAAGUGCCUGACCAUUUGAAGUUUAAUCCUUACAUCCACGAAGGCUACCGUCCACUAGCUUCACUGGCCGGCUGCAUCAAGAGCUUGGCAUAUUUUCACAACGAGACGAUCAACAUUCUGACUCAUGGCCUUCCCGUCUUGUACAUAAUUCUUUGGUCGCCGACAUUGAUGCCGUAUGAUGAAAUUAAAGUCCCCAUUUUGCCGUACAUCCACCUCGUCGCAGUGCUCAGUCCGUGGGUCGGCUCGGCUAUUUACCAUACCUUUAUGAACCAUCACCAUGGAUACAGCGUUUACCGACGACUAUUGCAGCUGGACAUGCUGGGCAUUUGGAUCACGCAAAGUUUCGGAGCUCUAACGGGUGUUAUUGCAGCGACGUACUGCUUCCCGGCGUGCAUCGGAAUCGUGAUAGUCUUGAUCUACUCUCUCUCCUGUCUUUGGGGAUUGUAUAAAGCGGUUAUUGCCGGGAGUAGCGGAAAUCCCUGGGAUCGGAGACUUUGCUUCUUCCUGCCGGUUCUCAUCCGCCUAACCUUGGGGAUUUUGCGGACCAUGCACCUCGCCUCCGGCCACCCGGAUUCCAUUUCUCAUGUUUGGCUUCAGGACGCCAUAUCGAUUUUGGGCGGUUUCAUCGGGGCGAUGCGGAUCCCUGAGCGAUGGUUUCCGGGGCGAUUCGACUUUUUCUUCAAUUCGCAUCACAUAAUGCACGUGCUUGUUCUGGUGGCCGUUGUUCAGAUGCACUACGCCUCGAAAUUGGAUCUCAUUUGGCUCAGCGAUCCACAGUGCUAUCCCAGGGGCGGCAUCGAACCGCUCCUAGUCGUCAACUCGACUCCCGAUCCGGCUGAAUUGUAAUUUUCUGGCUGGCAGGAGGGACAAAAGAAGAGUUGAUAUUUCCGAUUGAUGCCAGUCAAGUUUUCUUCAGUCGUCAUCUCUUCUCCAUCUCCUCCACAUUAGUUCUCUUUUUUCCUUAUCCAGCAAUUUUUUAGCGUUUUCGUCAUUUCUUUUCACUUCCACCUCGGCGGCCUGACGUGUGAUGCGUGUCUCGAUAAUUGAUGAAAAUGAUCUCCCACCUCACCCCACUCGUCCCUGUUUCCCCUUGCGCAUUAUUUUUAGAUGAAAUACUUUGUCUCCUCGUUUCUGUUGUCUCAUGUUUUGGGUUCCCUUUUUUUCCCCCGUCUAAAAGGCACCGUUGUGUGCACUCCGCAUUUAGAAUCCAAUACGUUUCAUCUCUCACAGACAAAAUGUGUUAUACUAUUUCACUGCUUCGUCAUUUAUUCAUCGCCCAUCGCUGAUUGUAAUGGAUAAUUGAUUACAUAUAUAACUUCACUAUUA
This is a messenger RNA of Daphnia pulex (common water flea), 2709 nucleotides long. RefSeq names its product progestin and adipoQ receptor family member 4-like. Gene Ontology annotation, cellular component: membrane. The transcript has 9 exons. Gene Ontology annotation, molecular function: signaling receptor activity. The coding region runs from base 1267 to 2229 and encodes 320 amino acids. Lineage: Eukaryota; Metazoa; Arthropoda; Branchiopoda; Diplostraca; Daphniidae. The record is from RefSeq and is a predicted model, not a curated record.